Phymastichus coffea is the source of this 1518-nucleotide messenger RNA. Its product is annotated as actin, clone 205-like. Gene Ontology annotation, biological process: mitotic cytokinesis. The coding region runs from base 177 to 1307 and encodes 376 amino acids. The transcript is spliced from 2 exons. Lineage: Eukaryota; Metazoa; Arthropoda; Insecta; Hymenoptera; Eulophidae. The record is from RefSeq and is a predicted model, not a curated record.
GAAUUUAGUGAGCGGCGCGAGGAGCCGCGCGGCGAGCCUUUUUCAGCAUCUUUCGUGCAGCGUCGUCCGCGGGGGCGUGUAAACUAGAACAUAAAUUCGACGCGCGCCGCGCCUCUCGGCACAGACGCUAUUUUACUCUGUCCGGUGCACGAUAAAAGAAUAAUCAAGCCACAAGUAUGUGCGACGACGAAGUAGCUGCCCUUGUCGUAGACAAUGGAUCCGGCAUGUGCAAGGCCGGUUUCGCCGGGGACGACGCUCCGCGCGCCGUGUUCCCCUCGAUCGUCGGUCGGCCCCGUCACCAGGGAGUGAUGGUCGGUAUGGGACAGAAGGACAGCUACGUGGGCGACGAGGCGCAGAGCAAGAGAGGUAUCCUGACGCUCAAAUACCCCAUCGAGCACGGCAUCAUCACCAACUGGGACGACAUGGAGAAGAUCUGGCACCACACCUUCUACAACGAGCUGCGCGUGGCCCCGGAGGAGCACCCGGUGCUGCUGACCGAGGCGCCGCUCAACCCCAAGGCCAAUCGCGAGAAGAUGACGCAGAUCAUGUUCGAGACCUUCAACAGUCCGGCCAUGUACGUGGCCAUCCAGGCCGUGCUCUCGCUGUACGCUUCCGGUCGUACCACCGGCAUCGUUCUCGACUCCGGUGACGGCGUCUCCCACACCGUGCCCAUCUACGAGGGCUACGCCCUGCCCCAUGCCAUCCUCCGUCUCGACUUGGCCGGCCGCGACUUGACCGACUACCUCAUGAAGAUCCUCACCGAGAGAGGCUACUCCUUCACCACCACGGCCGAGCGCGAAAUCGUGCGCGACAUCAAGGAGAAGCUCUGCUACGUCGCCCUCGACUUCGAGCAGGAAAUGGCCACCGCCGCCGCCAGCACCUCCCUCGAGAAGAGCUACGAGCUUCCCGACGGACAGGUCAUCACCAUCGGCAACGAGAGGUUCCGCUGCCCGGAAGCCCUCUUCCAGCCCUCAUUCUUGGGUAUGGAGUCCUGCGGCAUCCACGAGACCGUCUACAACUCCAUCAUGAAGUGCGACGUCGACAUCCGUAAGGACCUGUACGCCAACAACGUGCUGUCCGGUGGCACCACCAUGUACCCCGGUAUCGCCGAUCGCAUGCAGAAGGAAAUCACCGCGCUGGCACCCUCCACGAUCAAGAUCAAGAUCAUUGCUCCCCCCGAGAGGAAAUACUCCGUAUGGAUCGGAGGCUCCAUCCUUGCCUCCUUGUCCACCUUCCAGCAGAUGUGGAUCUCCAAGCAGGAAUACGACGAAUCAGGCCCAGGCAUUGUCCACCGCAAGUGCUUCUAAACUACGAAAACAACGAAGCGAUAUCUCUAUCUAUUUACGUCAUACUUCUAUAUGUUCAUUAUAUUUAUUGGUAAUGCGUUGCCACUUUUUGUAAUCGAACCAUACGAAUAACGGUUCGACUAUUUUCUCAUUCACAAGCAACGUUGUAACGAAAAUUUUUUUUCAAAAUAUUUAUUCUCUUGGAACACCAGUAAAAUUUUGUAAGAAUCAA